Messenger RNA from Aspergillus glaucus CBS 516.65, 675 nucleotides. RefSeq names its product huntingtin-interacting protein K. Gene Ontology annotation, biological process: negative regulation of apoptotic process; protein stabilization. The coding region runs from base 277 to 660 and encodes 127 amino acids. The transcript is spliced from 2 exons. Lineage: Eukaryota; Fungi; Ascomycota; Eurotiomycetes; Eurotiales; Aspergillaceae. The record is from RefSeq and is a predicted model, not a curated record.
CAACAAAAACACUGAGCUGACGUCGAGUGACAACAAAACAGCGAGGGAUAAGCCGAAUAGAAGUCCGGAUUCCAAUUGAGAAAAAAAAACCACGCAAAACGAAGAAAACAGUCAAUACAGUCCUUGACUCAUGCGCUAUACCAUUUCCGGCCAAGACCCUCUUUGUUAUCGUGUUAUCAGUGACUUCACACACCCUUCUCCCCACACACCCUAUUCUUUCAAGCUGAAAACUAUCUGUUCCUGAACUCUAUAUAAACAUUCUCAACAAAGAUUGACAUGUCCAAUCCAGCUGACGACCACGACCAGCUCCUCCCCGCCAACCCCGAAGACCGCAAAGCCGCCGCCGCCCUGUCCUCGCUUAACGAUGACCUCGGCAGCCGAGUCUCCUCCACCGCGGACCAGGAAGCGCUCGGGAAGGCGAUGAGUCGGUUGGAGAUUGCGGCGGGUCAGGGUGGGAAUACCGGUGGGAAUGCCACUGCUAGUGCGGGGCAGACAAAGCAGACGACGGAGGGGAAGAAAAAGGUGGUCAAGGUUAAGGCGGAGGAUGUCAAUCUGUUGGUGAAGGAAUUGGAUCUGAGCAAGGCCAAAGCGACGGAGCUAUUGAAGGCGAAUGAGGGAGAUGUAAAGAAGGCUAUACAGGCUUUUAUUGCAGUUGUCUAGAACACUGCUCACGAU